Molecule: messenger RNA, 1323 nt
Organism: Daphnia pulicaria
Lineage: Eukaryota; Metazoa; Arthropoda; Branchiopoda; Diplostraca; Daphniidae
Exons: 6
Coding region: 160-840 (226 amino acids)
Biological process (GO): regulation of Toll signaling pathway; innate immune response; central nervous system formation
Cellular component (GO): extracellular region
Molecular function (GO): Toll binding; growth factor activity
Source: RefSeq, a predicted model, not a curated record
GAAAAAGGAAAAAAAGAGAAAAACGGGGUGAGACGUCAUUCAGGUGCCCGUUGCCUCAUUGUUCCAUUGUCAGUCGGCCGAUCUCGACCUACCCUCUCCUCUCUGUUUGUUCCUCGUUUUAGCAGUGUGUGUGUGAGCGUGUUUGAGCUUGUUUGCAUCAUGGCUCGGUGGAGAUUAUUCUCGAUUGCUCUCGUCGUCACGACAUUUUUUAUCAUUGCCACCGUGAAUGCCCAACGACUCCAUCACCACAACUCCAUCACUCAACUUUUAAAAGAUCCAGAACGGCUCGAAAUCGUUCACGCCAUGCUGAAAAAAUACAAAGCCAAAAUCAUGAAAUCGCCUUUGGGUGAUCCUGUCAACAGCAUGGGACCCCCAGUUUGGGUCGGAAUUUCUCCGCCAUCACUGCCUAACGAUCAAGAGUUCUUUUUGAAUACGAACGACACAUUUAUCAACGAGCCUACAAAACGCAAUGGACACCACAAUCACCGGUUAGUUCGAUCAAGAAAUGAGCCCUUAUCUGAAGAGAUUUGCAAAACAAACAGAUACUGGAAGCAAAUCAACGACACACGAGAUAUUUACGGACAAGAAGUGCGCAUCGUUCACAGCUCAGAAUAUCGACAGUUUGCCUUCGUUUACGAGUGCAUCAGAGAGGGGGAGCAUUGUACAGGCAUAUCGGAGCACCUACAAUCGACCUGUGAAAUGCGGCCCGGUUGGGCCAACAUGUUACACGUCAAAUUAACGACAGUCGACACCAGUUUGGCACCUCAGUGGGGUUACGUCGCUGUACCUCACCACUGCGCUUGCAGAAUUUAUCCUCGAGUCAAUCCAUUCAUUCCCUAAUUGCACGUAUAUAUCAAUUUGAUUUUUAAAUCGCCCCCCCCCCCCCGUGAUGAAAAACACAAAAUUUCAAACAAUGUUUCUCCGCUGACAGCCCUACUGUGAAAAGAAAAUGGGCAACAGCAUUUAUUAUUCCCUUUCAUUUGUGUUCAUAUUUUCGAUGUCAUUUGCCAAUCUCGUUCUUUGUAAAAAUAUCCGUAAGUUAAAAAGAAAAACAAAAUUAGCAUUGCAGUUUACACAACACACACACGUUUAUUGGUGGGAUAUGAAUUCGGUUAUGUAGUUUGCGUGUUUUGAGUGAGUGUGCGUGUACAUGUAUAUGUGCGAAUUAUUGAUUUGUUCCCUGCUCUCCUUAUUAUAUACAAAUGAUAUUUCUAGAUGGUCUCAUUUACGGUGGUCGACUUACACCCCUAUCAGUUCCAAUAAUACGCCCUCAUCAUGAUUUGUUGAUUUGAAUUGAGUUAAGGAAUAAACAUAUACAAUCAA